This is a messenger RNA of Theobroma umbraticum, 1264 nucleotides long. Lineage: Eukaryota; Viridiplantae; Streptophyta; Magnoliopsida; Malvales; Malvaceae. The record is from RefSeq and is a predicted model, not a curated record.
UUUGUUUUUUAUUUUCUUCUGUUGCCGAGAGUCUGACCUGACCGCUCACCCCUUCUGUGUGCUAACAAGCUACGAAGUCUCAACACUUAUAGAGAUUGAAGGAGCGUAUUGAGCACUUGUUCAAUGCCUUUCUUGAGACCGGCUGAUGUUAUUUGAAACAUGUCUUGUGCCAACUAUGGUGAUCUUAGUGAUUCGUAACAUGUUUUUAGCAACGGAGAUCUAUGAAUUUUGUUUCUUUAUAUGAUUAUGGUGACGACUUUGAAAUUCCAGAAUGACUACGUUGCCUUGCUUCCUUGUAAUUGGUUCCAUGGCCUGUCAAGUGGGAAGAAUGUAUCUUCAGGCAGGUUUGUCAAUGUUGGAGAAUGAAGUCCUUGAAAGUUCAUGUAUGACCCUUGCGACUUGUGCAAUCCAGCGGUGGAUCAUCGAGCCUAGUAUAUGUGGACAAGCUUCAAAGAUUGGCUUAAAGUCUGCACUGUUUCCCAAAAAGAGUUUUUCAACAAGAAAAAGACAUGGUUGGAAAAUAGCCUUUGCCUUAGACACUGGUGGGGUUUCUGGAGAUGGUGGAGAAGAUAGUCUCAACAGUGACAGCUCUAAUCUUGGUGGUACUCGACUGGGCAGGAUAGUAAGUGCAGGCGGCAGACAGCUAUUAGAGAAGCUGAACUCAGCAAGAAAGAACUUCCCCAUGAAGAUAUUUCUCCUUCUGUUGGGUUUCUACACGGCAAAUGCAUUGGCAACUAUUCUUGGCCAGACAGGUGAUUGGGAUGUAUUAGUUGCUGGGGUUGUUGUUGCUGCCAUUGAGGGGAUUGGCAUGCUUAUGUACAGAAAGCCUCCUUCUUUAAAGACUGGAAGAUUGCAGUUGUUUGUGGUAAUGGUUAACUAUUGGAAAGCUGGUGUGUGCUUAGGUCUUUUUGUGGAUGCUUUCAAAUUAGGUAGUUAAAGAUGAACUUCCAUAUCCUCCUCUGAUGGUGUUGGGGGUUCUUUUUCAAUGUAUUCUGCGUCUCUUAUCACAGCCCUAGGUUCAAUUGAUAGAUGUGCAAUUAGGUGAGAAAUGUAUCAUAACUGUUGUCAAUGUAAUGUGCAAAUAAUUUUUUUUUUUUUAUCUUUCUCUUUCCCAGUUGAACCAAGAACCUAUGCAGUUCUUCCCUUCCUCGACGUCCCUGUUUCUCCCGUUCUCCAUUUGUUUUCGCCCUUGAAGGGAAAUUUUGAUUCCAUUGUUUUCACCCUUGAAGGGAAAUUUUGAUGAUUGUGAUUGAGUUGCAGCAAA